Molecule: messenger RNA, 2683 nt
Organism: Cygnus olor (mute swan)
Lineage: Eukaryota; Metazoa; Chordata; Aves; Anseriformes; Anatidae
Product: histone-lysine N-methyltransferase SETDB2-like
Exons: 14
Coding region: 312-2480 (722 amino acids)
Biological process (GO): heterochromatin organization; negative regulation of gene expression
Cellular component (GO): nucleus
Molecular function (GO): histone H3K9 methyltransferase activity; DNA binding; protein binding
Source: RefSeq, a predicted model, not a curated record
GGGGUGCGCUCGGCGCAUGCGCGGCCCCGGGCGGGGGGCGCCCCCUGGCGGGCGGGGGCGGGGCGGCUGACGGGGGGGAGGAGGAAGAGGAGGGGGAGGGGGAGGAAGGCGGCCGGCGUCGCUUCGACGGGGUCCCCGAAAGGCUCUGAGGUGGUUUGUGUCAGCGGAGCAGCGCCGUGAGUUUUCCCAGCCCUAACGAUUCUAUGAUCUGCUCCUGUUUCAGCCCUCGGCUGCCCUCAGGAGGAGGAGGAGGAGGAGGAGGAGGAACGGGAAGAAGGGUAGAGCAGCCCUAGCAGACGCAAGGCGAAAGAAUGCUGUACAACUGCCUUGAAGAGGAGAAUCGUACCAGUUCCAGGAAAGAGACAAAUGAAGGUGAUUUGAAGGCAUUUUGGACCCAAAUGGGAAAUAGAAGAGUAGACAUCAUAUUUGAGCAGGUGCAAGAAGUCCUGCUGUUGCUAAAGGAAAAGAUCAAGAAUGGAACUGCCACAAACCAAGAAUGCUGUCAGGCUUGGGCACUGGUGAACGAAGCUAAUCUAGGGGAUCUUUUGACUUUGACAAAUGCAAGCGAAGUGGUUGAUGGAGAUGGUGCACAGGAAAUCAAACCUAAAUUGCAUCAGCUUCUUACAGAUGCCAGCACUGCAAACUCGGCAGAAGGUUCUCAAAGCAAAAAGGAGAAGAUGGAAAAAUUGGAUUCAGGGAGCAAGGAAGCAUCUAGUGAAAUUCGAUGUGUACCUUUAAGCCCCCAGUAUCAGAACCACAAGUGCUCUAGUGCGUGUCUCACCAACAGAGCAGUAAGCUCCUACAAAGGUGAAAAUCCUCUGAAGAUCCCAAUCCUGCUUCACUUUGAAAGACGCCACGCAAAAGCAGACUGCCUUUCGAAAACACUGGAUGUGAAUUACAAAGCUCCUUGUGGCAGGAGUCUGAGAAGCUUUCAAGACGUGCAAAAUUACCUCUUUGAAACGGAAUGCAAUUUCUUAUUUAUUGAUCACUUCUCUUUCAACACGUACGUACUGCUGGGCAGGAACACUGUAAAUCCCAAACCCCUUGUGUAUGACUUUGAUAUCAGCAAUGGAGCUGAGUCUGUGCCCGUCUCCUUCUGUAAUGAUAUUGACCGCGCGCGAUUACCUUAUUUUAAAUAUCGGAGGGCAUCGUGGCCCCGUGGGUAUUAUCUCAACAAUUUAUCCACCAUGUUUCUUGACUCGUGUGACUGCACAGAUGGCUGCAUCGAUAGGUCAAAAUGUGCAUGCCUACAGCUAACUGCAAGAGGCUGUCAUAAAGUUUCUCUGUCUCCAAGUACUAAAACUUCUCAUGGAUACAGCUAUAAAAGACUGGAAGGGCCUGUUCCUAGUGGAAUCUAUGAGUGUAGCGUGUCAUGCAGGUGUGACAAGAUGAUGUGUCAGAACAGAGUUGUACAGCAUGGCAUUCAAGUUCGCCUGCAGGUGUUCAACACAGAGAAGAAGGGUUGGGGCGUCCGCUGCCUAGAUGAUAUUGACAAGGGGACAUUUGUUUGUACUUACUCAGGCAGAUUAAUGAGCAGAACUGAAGCUCAAGUAUUGGGAGGUGCCAGUCAAGACAAGAAAGAGGAGAGUGCUGUGAAUGACAGCAGGCACGGCUUUUUUUCCAAAAAAAGGAAACUUGACUCUAGUUGCUCAGAUUCUGAGAUUGAACUAGUGCAGACUGUCAAAGAUCAUGUUCUUGAGAAGCAGGAAUCUUUGUCUCAGACUGUGGAUAAUGAAGAUGAAUCAUCUGAAGUUCACCCAAGGAAUUCGAGUGUUGCAGCGGUGAGAAGGCCUGGAACUAGAGUAGCUGUUGUUCGUAAUCGCCAGCUACAAAUGGAAGUUGAUGCACUGGUGCACAGUGCCAGCUCAGAUGAAGAUAAUAGUUCUCAGCCUCAUCAGUCAAGCAAAACAAAACUAACCAGUGGAACAAAGAAAGGAAAAAGAUCCAUUCAGCAGCAGAAGGAAGACCAUACCACGAAAACUGGACAGGCUGAGCCUGCUGACACGGACAGUGCAGAAUGCAAAAGAAAGAGUGUCUCUCUGCAGGGUGUUGCUUGCGGCAAGUCGGAUGUGCUGAGUGACACGCGUGUUAUGAGGCCAUCCAAAAAUGUUCCCCAAAAAGCCAACCACAAAGAGGAGAAUUGCAGGCAGUCAAAACAAGGCACGUUUUGCAAGGAGGCUGACAGUGAUGGGUCGCUUCUGAAGAAUGCUAACGAAGAAAAUAUUUAUAUACUGGAUGCCACGAAAGAAGGGAAUGUGGGUCGUUUUCUUAACCACAGUUGCUGCCCAAAUCUGUUUGCACAGAGCGUGUUUGUAGAGACUCACAACAGAAGUUUCCCAUGGGUGGCUUUCUUCACAAACAGGCAUGUGAAAGCUGGAACCGAACUCACGUGGGAUUAUGGUUAUGAAGCUGGAAGCAUGCCAGAGAUGGAGAUUUCCUGCCAGUGUGGAGUUCAGAUGUGCAGGAAAAAAACCUUAUAGGUCAAGCUUUUCUACUGUCAACACUUCAUGUACCUGGACAUUUAUAUGCUGGAAGGGACUAUACAGUGAACAGUGCACUUAAACAAACCUGUGGUGCUAACUAUAUUGAACAAAAAUGCCUUUUAUCUGAUUGUUUUUUAAACUUAGAGUUAAUUUGCAUUUUUAUGGUUUACAGGAAUAGAAAUAUCUGUCUUAAGAACAGG